Drosophila innubila is the source of this 1476-nucleotide messenger RNA. Its product is annotated as RIB43A-like with coiled-coils protein 2. NCBI's taxonomy places the organism in Eukaryota, Metazoa, Arthropoda, Insecta, Diptera, Drosophilidae. The transcript has 2 exons. The coding region runs from base 121 to 1266 and encodes 381 amino acids. The record is from RefSeq and is a predicted model, not a curated record.
GCAAACAAACUCGGAACUCAAAACCAGUUUGAAUUUCAGAAAGCAAACUUAUUUCACACUGGAACAAACAAUAUUUGUAUGUGUAUAUUUUUUAGAUACGAGAUAAAGUAAAGGAUCAAGAUGACGCUCAAAAUGGCAUUAUGUACCCAGGAUGACCUCAGUGAGGCCAUCAAGCUGCAGAAGCGGGAGCAGUACGAGGAGGAACGCAAGAAGCGCAUUUUCAAUGCUAAGCAGCGUCUUUUUGGGCUCGAUUUAGAUACGCUGGAGCGACAGAUAAGGGAAAAAAAGAAGCAGGAGAGUGAAAAGCUAGAGUGUGAUAAGCGAUUUGAGGAACAGGAGCAAUUGCAGAAGCGCCUGAUUACAGCCAAAGAAAAGGAACUGGAGAAGGAGAAACGCAUUGUCGACUCGGAUCUUAAUUUUUAUCGUUGCCGCUACCAACGCAAAGAUCAGCGCCGAGAAUUUGAUCUCAAUGAUCCUAAUUUCCUUAAGAAAUCCACGCCUGUGCGCAUUGCCGAUGCCGACCUUACACUGGGCGUAUCCAGUGCCCAGAUCUUCUACGGCGAGGAUCUAAACAAGAGCGAUCGACAGGUCCGUCAGCGUGAACAGCAACGUGCCUGGCUCGAUCAGCAGGUUAUGGAGCGCAAGCAGGCGGAGGAAGCGCGUCGCAAGGCCGAUAAUGUCUACAUGGAGAGCAUCUGGUGUCGCGACAAGCACUUGGAGGAUAUGGCCAAGUCGGAUCACCGCAUGCGCCAUCAGAUCAUACACAAGAUUCGCCAGUUCAACAUCAAUCUGGCCAAGCAGAAGCAGGAGAAUCGAUUGCGCAACAAGCAGGAGACCUACGAGGAUGAUAUGGCCGAGAUCUACAACAUGUUGUCCAGUGAUAUGUUGACUGAGAAUCCGGACGUAGCCCAGUCCCGUACUAAUCCCAACAAGAAAAUCGCGUUCAUGUAUCGCGGCAUGACGGCCGACGAGUUGCGGGACUUUCGCAAGGGUCAGGAGCAGCAGUUGGCCGACACCCUGCAGCGAAAGACAGAGGCCCAGCUCAUGGACAAGCAGUGGGAGCAGUAUGCCAUCAACAUGGAUCGCACACUCAUGCACAAACAGAUCGACAUGGAUCGCAAGCACAAACAACAGCUGGACGAUCUCGUUAGGGACAAUGCCAAACUGGCCAUUGAACAGGAUCAGCAGCGCAAGGAUUCCCUGGAGAAGCUCAGCAAUGCCGUCUACGACGAUUUCUACGAUCAGUUCAACAAGACUUCACGUUAAUUUCUUCAUUUACUUAAUCCAUCUGUCCGUCUGUCAUCCAUUUCAACCGUGUGUGGAACUGCUUUGGCAGGCACUGUACUUGGCUGCGGACGCAGUUCCACACACGAUAAAUUGGCGGACACUGUCACAAUCAGAGAGGCAACUUGGCUAAUACCCUCGAAAAUUGAAGUCCCUACAGAACAAGUUAAUAAAGCUUAAAUUAAAUGUUGA